AUGCCCGGGCGCCGGCGCCUUCCAGCGGGGUCGCGAACCGACCUCCCGCCACUGAAAAUCAUCCGCAAGAUCCUCCUCCUCCAAACAGCCUACUAUGUCUGCGCAACUAUCCUCAUCCUCUUCACGACACUUGUCUACGGCGCACCCUUCUCUCUAGAUCUAAUAUUCGGAUGGGACAGUCUAAGAGGAGAUACGACUGUGGGAUGGAUGCUGGGGCUAGUCUGGAUGCUAAAUUGCAUCAUUAGCGUGAUAUUCCUUCUCCUAUUUGUCUCUCGAUCUAAACUCGUUCCCGACUUUGCCUUCACCAUUCAUUUCCUGCACCUCGUCGCCACAACCCUCUACACUCGGUCUUUGCCUGCGAAUCUACUCUGGUGGGGGCUGCAAUUCGCCAGCGCGGGUAUGAUGACUUUUCUGGGUAUGUGGGCCUGUCAGCAUCGCGAACUACAGCCUAUUGCGUUCGGUGGAAUUGGAGGCAAAAGCAGUAAUGCUGCGUCCUCGUCUCAGGAGCAGUCUGAGGAUGCUCAGGCGGAGUCUAGCUUCGGGCGGGGAAGAGGGAGGGAGAGAAGUGUUCAAGAGUACGAAAUGGAUGAGAUGAAGACCUCCGGUGAUCGUGCUGUAUAG
This is a messenger RNA of Penicillium odoratum, 621 nucleotides long. RefSeq names its product protein SYS1. The record is from RefSeq and is a predicted model, not a curated record. Gene Ontology annotation, cellular component: trans-Golgi network; Golgi membrane. Bases 1 to 621 code for a protein of 206 amino acids. Gene Ontology annotation, biological process: protein localization to Golgi apparatus; Golgi to plasma membrane protein transport; Golgi to endosome transport. The transcript has 2 exons. NCBI's taxonomy places the organism in Eukaryota, Fungi, Ascomycota, Eurotiomycetes, Eurotiales, Aspergillaceae.